Messenger RNA from Aspergillus candidus, 1546 nucleotides. Its product is annotated as glycoside hydrolase family 76 protein. The transcript has 4 exons. Gene Ontology annotation, molecular function: mannan endo-1,6-alpha-mannosidase activity. Bases 155 to 1546 code for a protein of 463 amino acids. Gene Ontology annotation, biological process: carbohydrate catabolic process; fungal-type cell wall biogenesis. Lineage: Eukaryota; Fungi; Ascomycota; Eurotiomycetes; Eurotiales; Aspergillaceae. The record is from RefSeq and is a predicted model, not a curated record.
CAAUCGUUGGAUUGAAAGCGCUGGUAUCUCACUCUGUGCACGCCAAUUCAGUGUCUGUGGCUGGGGAACUCUGUCAGUCGCUGGGGGUAUUCCCUGUUUUAUUCUAUUUAUUUUUCACACCCGCGUUUCGCACCAGUGAAACGUCGCUUUCCCCAUGAAACCGUCGUCCCUAACAUGGCUCCCAACCCUAUGGUUGGCUCUCUGGUGGAGUCACCUGAGCGCGGGGCUCGAACUAGAGAUCCAGAGUGAUGAAUCCCUCAAGAAGGCCGCCAGCUCGGCGGCAUGGAGCAUGAUGUCCACGUAUAAAGCCAACGAAACGGAUAACCCAGGCAAGCUCGAAGGCACCUGGUGGGAAGCCGCCGGCAUGUUCCUGCAUCUGAUCCAGUACUACCACGUCACUGGCGAUGACACCUACAACAAAGACACCACCGAGGGCAUGCAGGAGCAAUCCGGCGAGGACCAGGACUACCGACCCAAGUCAGAACUCGCCUGGCUAGGAAACGACGAUCAAAUGUUCUGGGGCGUCGCCGCCAUCACAGCCGCGGAGCUCAAGUACCCCGAAGAUCCCAAGGGCGCGUCCUGGCUGGCCCUGGCGCAAGCGGUGUUCAACACGCAAAAGCCCGCGUGGGACCCCGCCGCCUGCGGUGGCGGAUUGCGCUGGCAGAUGCACUCGGUCAAACCCGGAUACGACCUCAAGAACAGUAUCUCCAACGGCGGGUUGUUCCAGAUUGCGGCCCGGUUAGCCCGCUACACCUCCGACGAUGAGUACGUGGAAUGGGCGAACAAGAUCUGGGACUGGUCGGUGUCGGUGCCGCUUAUCAACGACGAGACCUGGUACGUCGCCGACUCGACGAGUACCAAAGAUGGGUGCAAGUCGGCUGGGCGUGAGCAGUGGACUUAUACCUAUGGGACGUAUCUCAUUGGGUCGGCGUAUAUGUACAAUCAUACCAAAGACGAGAAAUGGCUGAAGCGUGUGAACGGCCUGCUGGACGCGACGCUGGACCAGUUCUGGCCGCAAAAAUACUUCGGGUACAAUCCCAAGGGAGAGACGCUGAUCGAAGUCGGCUGUGAAAAACCCGGCAACUGCGACAACAAUAUGAAGACGUACAAGGGCCUGCUGGGAUCUUGGCUGGCGUUCGUCGCCCGGGUGGUGCCCACCACACGGGACCGCAUCACGCCGAAGCUGGAGGGCGCCGCGCGGGCGGCGGCCAAGUCGUGCACGGGCUCCAAACAUAACGAGUGCGGCAUGCGGUGGUACGAGGACAAGUACGACGGGAAUGGUGGCAUGGAGCAGGAUAUGAGUGCGCUGAGCAUGUUCACGGCGAACUUGAUUCUGCGCAUGGACGAUGACCCGGUCACGUCGAAGACUGGCGGAGAUAGCAAGAGUGACAAGAAUGCGGGCAUGGUGAACCAUGAUGACGACGAUAAGGACAAGCUGAAGCCCAUCACGGCGGGAGACAAGGCGGGGGCUGCGAUUGUGACGUUUGUGAUGUGUGGGGGGUCGCUUGCGUUGGCGGGAUGGGUAUUCUGGGGGGAGUUUUUCUAA